ACUACAUUCUUCACUAAUAAUUGAUUUACACAGCAAACAAACAAAGAGACGUUAGCUUUAUAGUAGACGCAGCCACUGACGUACACUGCCUAUACUUGCAAGAGCUACUAUACCUGCUACCUACCUGUAUCAUCAGAGCGCUGCCCGGUGGUGUCACUAGUGAUCCGUUGGUUGCAAUGGCCCCCUAUAAGAUACUCAAGCAAGGCUACAUGGAGAAAGAGCCUCCACUCUCAAAGAGAGGACUCCGCAAGAAACUGCUGCGGUAUUGGUUUGUGCUUGUGGAGGAUAAGAAACAAGUGGCGCUGGUCUACUUUAGGAACGAGGACCAGUACAUCGCACGUCAGCGUAAUGAUGGGUUCAUUCGUGUGGACGAGAGUGAGUCUAUCAGUGUGGUGGGGGACUACAUGGGCCGCAAGCAUGCGUUCGUCAUCAAGACCAGCAAGGGAGAAUAUACUCUGGCCCCAGAGAGCAGGUACGACCUGCACGAGUGGUUGUUCACACUGCACAAUUCUCUGGAGGUGUUCAAAAAGAGGCAGGAAAAGACGAGACAACGACAAGCGAUGCGACCACGCUCAAACACUGUCGAUAGCAGCAACUCACGAGCGCAGCAAGGUGCCUCAGGUGGAGGUCAGCGUACUCCCCCACACACACCCAUUAGACGUGCCCCACCCCCUCCUGUACAGAGGAGACGCCCACACAGACCUGCCCCUGAACCACCCUCCUCCACAGGAGAGCCUGCAGCUGAGUACCCUCUUGUGGAGGACGAGACUCCGCCCCCUGGUUACAGUGUGUCUGAUAGCGUUGCUAUGUCACAUGACCUUACUGACCUGGAUAUAUCACUGGUAGAUCACGAUGUACAGGAGAAUGGUAACGAGGAGGGGAGGUACCCACUAAAUGAACCCAACGACCUCGUCCUUGAAACAAGGUCUAAUCUGAUGCACCAGACGUCAAGUUCUAUGCCUGACCUUUUGACCCACGAUGGCGAGGACACGCCCACCACCAGCCCAGAGGAGGAGCGGACUAACGAGCUGGGGCAUGAGGGAAAUUCCCCUCAAGAAAACCACCUCCACACACGUCACACACGUCAUCACAGUCUAACUAUAACAGAGAUCAAAGCUAAGAAGAAACGAUCGUCACGACGACAAGGAAGCCUCAAAGUACGCAGUCGGUCCCCCCCUGAGAUGCCACCACCGCCCCCUCCUGAGGGGGGAAUCCCUACCAGCCCCACCCUCCUUGAGGAACCGACCAAUGGGCUUGCAGCCGAGGGGCUAGAUGUAAUGGAUGUACUGGACGAUAUUGAACACCAAAUCGAUGAAAUAUCAGAUGAAUUCAGUCCCAAACCCAGUGUCCCUGCGCCAGUCCGUGGGUGUACAUUCACCCCUGAGCGUAGUACUAGUCCAGGUCAUGAUACUACUGAUGGCUUUGAUGAGAAUGAGUGGCUGUGUGAUGUCCCUUUAAACCACACCCCCUUUAGCCACGCCCCCCUCCGUACUGAGGUACGACAAGGCAUACUAGCAUCUCCUGAGAAUGCAGAGACUGAGACUAUUCCUCCAACACUCCACCAUGGAGGUCAGCAUCGCAAGGGAAAGCAGGUAAUGUUCAAAGAGCAGGUGGAGGAUAUUAUCCCCAUUACGUACGAACCUGUUGCCGAUGGUAACUACGAUUCUGCUGACUCAUCAGAUAAUGAUCAAAUAAUUCCAUCAAGUGUGGCAGAGCUCAAGAAGAGGUUGUUUGGUGACAGGGAGGGGGAGGCGGCUCGUUACAAGAGGGAGGGGCCACUCAGCCCAAGCCACACCCACCCACUUAACGCCAACUUUGACGUGGGAUACAGCUUUGAGGGUCAAAGUUCAGCAGAGAACCCUCCAAACAUCAACAACAACAAUAGCGGUGGGGACGCUAGUAACCACAACAACGAGACAAACUUGUACGACCAUCCUUGGGAGUCUAAGUCUAUCACCACAUUCAAACCGCCCCCUAAGACCACACCCCUUCCUCAAGUGACCACACCUAUUCAUCAUGAGACUACACCCCCUCCGCCAGUGGCCCCUAAGCCUGUAUCUCCGCCCACGGUCACGGAGGACAGUGUGGCAAGUGCUUGGAGUCAGCGAUCGCCCCUAGCGAUAGACAACGAUUCGUUGCUAAGCAGCAUCAGUUGUACGCUACAGGAGACGUCCAAAUAUGGAAGUGACUCGCUCCUUAACAGCAGCAGCUAUGAGGCUAUAAAGAAGAAGAAUGAAGUUCGAUUCUCGUCAAAAGGAGAACUGGAGAAGAUCCGCGCUGAGCAUCGUAGGGACCCGCCCCCUCCUCCACAGACAGGGGAUUCUCCAUCUCCACAGGGGAAUUCCCCUCAAGCCAUGAAGAGGAAGUGGCCGAACGGACAGCGACCAUUUGCUGGCCCUCCCAAGACAGCUGCAUCAUUGGACACUCUGAGUGAGCCUAAGCCCAACACUAGAGUCACGUACGAUGCUAAUACCAACUCUCACAUCUAUCGCUCACUAGUAUAGAGACUGGCCGACCAAUCAGAACAACUGUGUUUAUCGAGUAGCCAUGGCAACAAUGUGUGUACAAUCAUUCCCUUUUUGAUUUAUACACAACCUCAAAAUCAGUUUUAUAUCAACUAAUUAAUUGCACUAACAUGCACAGUGAUGUCUCCAUUCUGUAUAUUGAUAGUUUCAUUUGCUCUGAGUGUAUUUUGACUGUGAUAAACAUUUAAUUUCAACAA
Halichondria panicea is the source of this 2722-nucleotide messenger RNA. RefSeq lists its product as uncharacterized. The record is from RefSeq and is a predicted model, not a curated record. The transcript has 9 exons. The coding region runs from base 177 to 2504 and encodes 775 amino acids. Lineage: Eukaryota; Metazoa; Porifera; Demospongiae; Suberitida; Halichondriidae.